AUGGCUAUCACCCUGGAGGGCGAGGAGGUUCAUUCGGAAUAUGAUGGCCAGCAGCAGCGUGAUGCUCUAGACAAAGUCGAAGAUGAAGAGAAGGUCCAUCUUGAAAAUUCAAAUUCACUUCCUCCAUAUGAGAAAAAUACCGAGUCCAAACAUGUUGAUCCCUUCGGAAACGAGGAUUCGGCUGAUGUGAAAUAUAAAACCUUGACUUGGUGGCGCAAGUGA
Molecule: messenger RNA, 222 nt
Organism: Paracoccidioides brasiliensis Pb18
Exons: 2
Coding region: 1-222 (73 amino acids)
Source: RefSeq, a predicted model, not a curated record